Patiria miniata (bat star) is the source of this 2711-nucleotide messenger RNA. Its product is annotated as potassium channel subfamily K member 16-like. The record is from RefSeq and is a predicted model, not a curated record. Gene Ontology annotation, biological process: potassium ion transmembrane transport; stabilization of membrane potential. The transcript has 2 exons. The coding region runs from base 1269 to 2597 and encodes 442 amino acids. Gene Ontology annotation, cellular component: membrane. NCBI's taxonomy places the organism in Eukaryota, Metazoa, Echinodermata, Asteroidea, Valvatida, Asterinidae. Gene Ontology annotation, molecular function: potassium ion leak channel activity.
GGCAUUCACUUUCUUUGGUAGAGGAGGUUCAUGGAUGAAAUAGGCCCGUGCAGCAUAUAUCAUACCGCACUAAGUUUUAUCUUCAAUUCCUAUUCGGCAUGAACGAGAACAUGAAGCGAGUAAUGUAGUAAGUCAUGUGAAUACAUCAUAACAGGUCAGUUAAUGUUACUCUCCCAGUCAACACAGUCAAGAGGGGUUUUUUUUGCCCUCAUGACGCUGCGAGGCGAUACCGUACGUAUGGAGGUCGCGUCGCGUCCCUACGGUUAAGUGGUUGAACCAUCGGGCACAAUACGAUGCUCCGUGUAUUGCAAACCCUCUGGCACGCUAUAUUGGGCGUUGUAUUAUGCGUAUUCAACGAAGCGAAAUACAGCAGACACUCCGACCGGCAUACAUAAUGGUAUUUGCUCGGUAAGCAACAACUGGAGUUUUCUUUUGUGUGACAUGCGAUAUCGGAGCAGGGUUAUAAGGCAGUGUCACUGUGGCCCUGUUUUUGAGGCCGCGACGUAACAGAAUAUCACUUGUAAUUUGGCUUAAUCGUGUAUUAUUUCCGAGUAGCGAUCUUGGACCAGACGGGUGAAGCAGCUAUCCAAAACUCCUGUAUCUUUGGUGUCAAGGAGCGUAAUAUCAAGCAAGGGAUGUGAUUUGCCAUGGCACCAUACACCAAGUGGUUGUUGAGAUCGUGGAUGUACCACCGCUAUACUGCUACAGUGCAAUCGAACCCGCCGGGUCUAUUCUUCAGAUCGAUCGAUACGACACCAUCUAGUUAAGUGAGCGAGUUUGAUUUCCGAUAUGUUGUCAGUAAUUGAUGGUGCGGCGUGCCCUGAUUGUACACACUGGCGGAACAUCACUCACUUCCCGUUCGAUUCUCUACUGUCAAACGUCAGUAAGUGAGAGGCCACAUUGAGAAUUAUGUGCUUUUGGCAAGGGCGUGUGUAAUUGGGUGAAGACAACAUUGAAAUCCUGCAGAACGGUGACAUAUCGGAUGUGGUUGUACGACUGACAUGCGAGACGCUUCAUAUUACUUUGGCCGUGAGGGGAAGAAAAAAUCCUGCCAAUAAUUACUAGUUCUGAGGAUGAUACUCCGAAAUACCAACCGGGGAUUCGUGCUGCAAUAGAGCAGAUUUCUCGAGGGAGCUCAGAACAAACAGGAGAAACCGCAGAAUAAUAUUCCUACCUCAGAUUAAAGUCUGAGGCGUUAAAUCAAAAGGAAUACAUAAACACGGGUAUAUUGCUGUGAGUCCUCAAACAAUACUGGACCAGUAGUCAAGAUGUUUCGUGCUCAGCUGGAUACCACGGCGUCCAUACGGAGCACCUCGUCUGUGUCUUCUCUGACGGGCUUCAGCCGCCGGCACCAGGGGGCUUCGGUCAAGCGCCUGGUGCUGCUGCUGGUGAUCUACAUCGUUUACAUCGUCACCGGAGCCUUGGUUUUCCGAUUCCUGGAAGGUGGGAACGAAGAGAACCUCCAGGAGAGGAUCCGGGAGUACGUGAAGGAGUUUCUGGCCAACAACUCUUGCAUCAACUCGUCUGAGUUAGUGGCACUGGUGGACGAGGUGGUGUAUUCCAUUGACAAUGGGCUCAAGCCCGAUGUGGAUGAUAGCGAUGUAGGCGAUUACGGACAUCAUCUUUGGGACUUCCCAAACUCUCUGUUCUUUGCGACCACUGUCAUCACCACGAUAGGUUACGGCAACAUGUCGCCGCGUACCAGCCAAGGCAUGGCGUUCUGUGUGGUCUUCGCGUUCUUUGGUAUCCCGCUCACCGGCUGGUUUCUCGCCGUCUUCGGCCAGUGUUCCGAGCGUCAGUGGAAAAGCUUCACCGACAAGUUCGACAAGACAGUGGCCUUUCUCAAGUUCCCCACCGCUCAGAAAGUGGCCGUGUACACCAGCCUAGUGCUACUGCUGUAUCUUUUGAUCAUUCUGCUGCCCUCUACCGUCAUCCACUUUGUGGAGGGCUGGUCCUGGGGCGUGGCGCACUACUACACCUUCAUAUCGCUCAGUACCAUUGGGUUUGGCGAUUACGUUGCGGGCAACGGACCCAAUCUCAACGUGGUGACGCGGACGCUGUACAAAAUUGGUCUGGUGCUGUAUCUGAUCUUGGGCCUAGCUGUGCUGACCCUGACGUUUAAGGUCACCCAGCAUUACCAGAGGAAGAAUGCGGUGCGCAUGAAGUCUGUCACGAGGGGCGUGGCCAGGAGGGUGCUGAGCAAACGUCGCAACGCCAGCUUCGAGAAGGAGAAACAAGACAAGGAGAAUAAGGUGACUGUCAAUCUCCGGACGGCUAAGUACGGGCGAUACGACAGUGAGUCUGGAGAGACGUUCACCAUCUCCAUUGACGAGUUCGGGAAGUGUUUAAAAGACGCCAGUACGCAGACUAGCACGAGGUCUGGCAGCGAGCCAAGCGUGCAGACCAGCAUACAGACGUCAGGGAACUCGAUUAUUAUUACGUCAUCGCAGAGUGGCGUGCUGAGGCGUAACAUUUCGUGGAGCGACGAGCAGGAGGGGAUCUUAUUUGAUGUUAAAAAGCCAGACUCGAGGAGAGACCACGAAAAUGGCAACAUUCUGCCCAGGAGUAACUUAGGCUUUUGUGGUAAUGACACAUAGCGCCAUAUGUUGCUGAUUUUGCCCUUUGUAGUAUUUUAAAGAUGUAGUCCAUCAUUUGUAAUUUGUGCAUUUUGUUCGUUUGAAGCAACAAAAGUGUUCAAAAUCUAAUGAAGG